Molecule: messenger RNA, 489 nt
Organism: Ostertagia ostertagi
Lineage: Eukaryota; Metazoa; Nematoda; Chromadorea; Rhabditida; Trichostrongylidae
Source: the annotation of a GenBank genome assembly
GCGUACCGAAUCGUCGGCUACGCAGCGAUCGCCGUGUCAUGCGUUGCAGUCCUCUCCGUCUCAGCCACACUGCCGAUCCUCUACCUCUACGUGAACAAUGUCAAGACAACGAUGAGACAAGAAAUGGCGGCAUGUCGAAGCACAGCCAACACGGUCUACGCUGAUGCAGCCGCUCUACACGCUCUUCCAGCCAACCGAACAGCUCGAGAAGCAACCUACGAGACAGGCGGCGGAUGCGGAGGUUGCUGCCUUCCUGGACCCCCUGGUCUCGAAGGUCGACCUGGUCGACCAGGAGCACCGGGAUCACCAGGAAUGCCUGGCAAACCAGGAACUCCAGGACGACCACCACAGGCGCCAUGUGAGCCAAUUACGCCGCCUCCAUGCCCGCCGUGCCCUCCAGGACUUCCCGGACCACCCGGGCCACCAGGCCCACCAGGAAAUCCCGGUCCCGUGGGAGAUCCAGGAGCUCCUGGGAUACUGGUGAAGUAG